Molecule: messenger RNA, 889 nt
Organism: Drosophila bipectinata
Lineage: Eukaryota; Metazoa; Arthropoda; Insecta; Diptera; Drosophilidae
Product: alpha-ketoglutarate-dependent dioxygenase alkB homolog 7, mitochondrial
Biological process (GO): fatty acid metabolic process; DNA damage response
Cellular component (GO): mitochondrial matrix
Source: RefSeq, a predicted model, not a curated record
CAAAAGGUGGCAACCUUGGAUCGUUAUCAAAUAAUAAAAUAACAGCUGUUUGUGAGGCUGCAACUGCACGUAACAUUUAAAAACUAAAAUUGCAUUGGAAAUGCUAAUUUUAAGAAGAAGCUCGCCAUUUAGGCAGAUUCUAAGACGCUGUCACAAAGAAGCAAUCGAAAAGAGUUCAAAUGGAAAGGGCAACUUGACCGCCUUCUUUGGCAAGUGGCCGGAAGGAGAGCAAAAGGAUUUCCAGCAGCACAUGCGCAUCAUUACAGACUUUAUCAGUGAGGCUGAGGAACGUCAACUCCAUGAGGAAAUCGAACCCUAUAUGAGCCGUUUGCGCUACGAAUUCGAUCACUGGGAUGAUGCAAUUCAUGGUUUUCGAGAGACAGAGCGCAAAAAGUGGUUUCCUCAAAAUCGUGAAGUUCUGGAACGAGUGCGUCAGGUAGCCUUCGACGGAGCUAUAAUGCCAUAUGUCCAUAUUCUAGACCUAGCACCCGAUGGAGUCAUUAAGCCUCAUGUGGACAGUACACGAUAUUGUGGCACCACCAUAUCGGGAAUAAGUCUGCUCAGUGAUAGUGUAAUGCGACUAGUGCGCACGGACGCCCAACGCUACCAGCAGCAGCAACCAACGGCGGGUAAUGCAAGCACAUCGGAGUCCAAGGGGACAGAUGUUGAUGCCACAGAUGAUGCUGCUUACCGUCAUAGACCGGAGGCGUCGCUGGAAAACAACUUUUACGCAGAUCUGAUGCUACCCCGUCGCUCCUUGUACAUAAUGAGCCACACGGCUCGCUACAAUUUCACGCACGAGAUCCUGGCCAAAGAGCACUCCUCCUUCCAGGGCACACCCGUUCCAAAGACACGUCGCAUUUCCAUCAUUUGUCGCAACGAACCCUAG